AGGAAGGGGAUUUUACCUACUGGAAGGAAAUGGACUACCCAGUGUCUUCCAGUGGCCUUGAGAACCCUGACUGCAGCAUUUGGAACUAGCCUGCGCUUACAACUCUUCAGUUUACAAUUCACGGGGUUACAAAGCCAACUCGCGUUGGCUUGACUGUUGAUUGCACAGAUAAAGCAACUUUAAAUGCUGCUAUGGGUCACACUCCAUACUGCUUAAAAGGAUGAGUGGAGAUUCUAAUAGAGAUCUGGAUAAAAACUAUGGCAAGCUCCAUAAAAAAAUUCAGUGUCAGCUCUCCUGACUCAACAGUAUCUUCUCUCCUAGCAAGCUAUGGCACUGACAGCAAUAAUCCGUGCUCAAACAAUGUGAUUUGCUACAAGGACAAGCUUUACAGCUCUGCAUCUGAGGCUCUGGAGGCAUAUAUUGAAGAUUUUGAUUUAAGCCUCAUGUCUCCAGAAAUAAGCACUGGAAAAAUCUGCAUAAGUCAAAGCACUCCCAAACAUACUGAGUUUUCCAAGUACCAUGCCAAAGGAAGAUAUGUAUUGGAGGACUUUAAUCAUCGUGCAGGAUUAGGUUCUACUGCUUCAUCCUGUAGAAGGAGGACUGAGUGUGACCCAGACUUGAUUAGCCUCACAACAGAUGACCUAUUGGCUUUUCCAGCAGAUGGAUCUCAGCCCUUUGUCCAGCGCCCUCCUUUUAAAACAAGGCAUCAAAAUAGUGAGUGCAGCAGGCGGUCGCUUAAAAAGUCUACUUUCUACCCUUACCAAACCUCAUCACUUGAUAUUGAGAAGGAUUUCUGUCUCCAAGAGAAUGACAAAUCUCUUGCUAAUCAGAAGUUACACAAGAGCUUCUGCAAAAAGAAGCACAGCAUAUGUACGUCUCAUAGGUACGGUUCUGUCUCUUGUAAAGGAAAUCCAAGAGCCUUGUCUUUUGAAGAGAACUCUAAUGCUUUUCCUGUUAAGAAUUAUCCAAGAUGGCUUACUAGUGGGAAGCCUGACUUAAGCGUGUCAGGGAUAAGUAGUAUUCCAAAUUUUGACUACCCAAUCUGGCUUAACAGUCAUAACCUUUUUUCUGAUUCAGCUAAUGAAGGUGAUGGUCAAACUUUUAAUAUGCGACAUGAAACUUCCUCUUCACAAACUUCCGAGAUCCUGAAAAGGAGACACUCCAUGGAUAAAGACAAUUCUAAUUUUUUUUUUGAACACAAUGAUUGCCUGGAUCUAAUAGGUGAUAACGAAAUAGCAGAAAGUUGCAACUAUGACAGUCCGGAUUCAUGCUUCCAAUUCGGUAACUCCUUUUCAAGACACACCAAAGAGCCAUUUAGAGAAGAUCGGCUUGAGCUACUUACCUUGAAGACUGAGAAAUCUCUGGAGACUUCAACUGAAGAUUUGUCAAAUUCUCUGAAAAAUGAUGACAGUCCUUCUACAACAGAUAUCCUAGAAGCAGAAAGAUCAUGGGAAAAUAUUCCAGUUGCUUUCAAAUCACCAGUGCCUGUACGCUGUGAGGAUGAGGAGAAUACUCUACCAUUCCCUAAGGCAAAUAUAGUUCAUGAGUUCUUCGAAGACUGUAUAAAUGACACAAACAAGGAAAAUACCUUUUCUGGAGGUAAUCAUCAUGGACCAACUGAAACUUUAAAGCUAAUGUUGUUUAACCUUCAAGCAGUUCAUGAAAGUUUAAACCAGAAUAAAAUUACUGAAGAAAAGGAAGAGUUUGAAAAACUUUCUGAAAAAGCAGAUGCUGAAUUAGAAGUGUGUGACAGUGAGAUGAUCCCUCUUACUAAUUCUCUUCAGAAGGCUUUACACCAUUUGUCUCGUCUUAAAAGUCUUGUUGAAGAUAACAGUAACAAGCAAGAGCAAGCUGAUGAUCACCAAGAAGAUAAACAAGAAGAAAGCAAGAGUAAUCCGUGCAGCUGAUAUCUAGAAAUCUUUCAAUACUGUGUAAUUGAAAUAAUGUGAUGUCCUGUCCUUUAGUCAGAAUGUUUUUUGGAAGCUGUACCAGCACAUGUUCUCAGAAAGUGUUGCUCAGUAUUUCUAUACAUAUUCAUUAUUUGCAUGCAUUACUUCAAAACUUAAUUAUUCGUGGUUCCAGUAGGGUCUAACAACAUAUGACGAGAGAGAUCUUUUUAAAGAAUAUUUAAUUAAUGUGAACGCUUUCGUGGAAGAAGCUAUGUCUUUAUAAGAAUAAAAACUCUAAAUAUUAAAUUACUUGGUCAGUUUUAGUCACCGCUUAACUGCACAGAUCAUGAGAAAUGGGGAGCUGAUUAUCAUGUGUAAAGUUAAACAGGAAGUUAGCAGUUAUUAUGCAAGAUGUUCAGUGCUCUUCUUUCUAACAGGGCUUGAGUUGGUGUAAUUGUGUGCUCCU
Molecule: messenger RNA, 2355 nt
Organism: Struthio camelus australis
Lineage: Eukaryota; Metazoa; Chordata; Aves; Struthioniformes; Struthionidae
Source: RefSeq, a predicted model, not a curated record